Molecule: messenger RNA, 6260 nt
Organism: Carassius auratus (goldfish)
Lineage: Eukaryota; Metazoa; Chordata; Actinopteri; Cypriniformes; Cyprinidae
Gene: adgrl2b.1
Product: adhesion G protein-coupled receptor L2b, tandem duplicate 1
Exons: 21
Coding region: 872-5248 (1458 amino acids)
Biological process (GO): cell surface receptor signaling pathway; adenylate cyclase-activating G protein-coupled receptor signaling pathway
Cellular component (GO): plasma membrane
Molecular function (GO): G protein-coupled receptor activity; carbohydrate binding
Source: RefSeq, a predicted model, not a curated record
UGGAUUACAGCUGGUAAACAGCCUAAUCUGACCAGCUCUGUUCCUGAAGGACUAUCUGAGUGUAUGUCUCUGUGAACGGAGCAGUGUUUUGGAGGAAGUCAGAUUUAUAUCUCCGUCCCAAGGCAAACUUUUGGCAGUGUUUGAACAGUUGUUGAGGAGAGAGACUUCUACGAGGUUUAUGGCCCCUCGAAAGGGUUUGAGUUUGUAGGCCAGGUGUCGCUCCGCUCCUCUCCGCUCCAGACCGUGUUUUCCAGCGAUCCUCUGCAGUGAGACGCACGCGCCGCCGGUGUACCGUCCUCGACGCGCGAGCACACCGUCUCUCCGCUCCGGGACCGCAGCACCACACCAGGGGAAUUUCCUUUUAGUCUUCAGAAAAAGCGGAGUCGUUCAGCGGAGUGUGCGCCGUGUCGGUAUCGCAGACGGUUGUUCGGAGGGACCGGUCGGGCCAUCGUGACGACGGAAGCGCGCAUGGCUUUGAUUUAAACGCGCAUUCAUUGCGCUCGUCCCCAAACCGAGUGUUGCACGGAGCGGGACAACCCCAACUGCUGAAAACGGCGAAAUGCUUCUUUUAAACGUGACCUGGGUGUUCUCUCGUCUCGGCUUUCUAUAUUCACAGGCCUAAUGUGGUUUGGUUUUUCUGGACUGCGAUCUGUCUGUCUACCUGAGCGCGCGAUGAAAGUCUUUGUGCGCUGAUUUAGAGGUGACUUAGAAACCCUCGCUUUUCAUUGCGUCAAUAGAUCUGCUGGGACUACUCCUCAAUCCAUAGAGCAUGAAUGGUGAAAGGUGGAGAACAGCAGAUUGCUGAUGCUCAAGAUCCUCUUUUCAAUCUGAACUAUUGUCUGGCAUCUGGAGACGCUCUUGAAUAACCAAAAUGGCUACUUCACUGUGGAAAUGUCCCUUGGUGCAUGGACUUGUGUUAACUGUGAUUUUUCUACAAUCUUCAGAAGCGUUCAGUCGUGCAGCGCUGCCGUUCGGUCUGGUGCGGAGAGAGCUGUCCUGUGAGGGUUACCCCAUCGAUCUGCGCUGCCCGGGGAGUGAUGUCAUCAUGAUCGAAACCGCCAACUACGGCCGCACAGACGACAAGAUAUGCGACGCCGACCCCUUCCAGAUGGAGAACAUUAAUUGCUACCUCCCGGAUGCAUAUAAAAUCGUAUCUCAAAGGUGUAACAAUCGGACGCAGUGUGUAGUCAUCACCGGCUCGGACGUCUUUCCAGAUCCGUGUCCUGGGACAUACAAAUAUCUUGAGGUCCAGUAUGAAUGUGUGCCAUACAUUUUUAUUUGCCCUGGAACUCUGAAAGCGGUAGGAGAUCCAGCCUUUGUCUUUGAGGCGGAACAGCAAUCUGGAGCUUGGUGCAAAGACCCCCUGCAGGCGGGGGACAAGAUCUACUUCAUGCCGUGGACUCCAUACCGCACUGACACGCUCAUUGAGUACGCCUCACUUGACGAUUUGCGAAGCGGUCGACAGACGACUACCUACAAACUUCCACACCGUGUUGACGGAACCGGAUUUGUGGCAUACGAUGGGGCCAUCUUCUUCAACAAGGAACGCACGAGAAAUAUCGUCAAGUUUGACUUGCGGACUCGGAUAAAGAGUGGGGAGGCCAUAGUCGCCAAUGCCAACUACCACGACACCUCGCCCUAUCGCUGGGGUGGGAAAACAGACAUUGACUUGGCGGUGGACGAGCGGGGACUGUGGGUUAUCUACGCUACAGAACAGAAUAACGGACGUAUCGUUCUCAGCCAACUCAAUCCUUAUACUCUGCGCUUUGAGACGACAUGGGAGACUGUCUACGACAAACGCUCUGCCUCCAAUGCGUUCAUGGUGUGCGGCAUACUCCACGUGGUCCGUUCCACCUAUGAAGAGAAUGAAAGUGAGGCCAGUAAGAGCCAAAUUGACUAUGUGUAUAACACCAAACUGGGCCAAGGGGAGUAUGUCAAUAUCCUCUUCCCUAACCAGUACCAGUACAUCGCAGCUGUGGAUUACAACCCGAGGGAUAACCAGCUAUACGUGUGGAAUAAUUUUUACAUUCUGCGAUACAAUCUGGAGUUUGGGCCACCCGAUCCAGACGAAGUACCAACGGUCUCUGAUGCCGUUACAUCCACGGUGCAGCCGAGAUCCACACCUCUCAUCAGGACCACAGCGAUCAGCAUCACCCAGAGACCUGCGCUGAACACCAGCGUCACAGCGGAGCCGGCUCCGGACCCCAGCGCCGUCAGCCUGCCCCCCUCCAGCAGACGCUUCUGCCCCGGGACGGAGACCAGAGGCAUCUCCUGGCCUCAGACACACCGAGGAGCGACGGUGGAGCGGCCGUGUCCUAAAGGGACCCGAGGAAUCGCUCUGUUCCUCUGCACGUCUGCCGACGGGAUCUGGAGUCCCAGAGGUCCUGAUCUCAGUAACUGCACGUCUCACUGGGUGGCACAGGUGGCUCAGAAGAUCCGGAGCGGUGAGAACGCUGCAAAUCUGGCGAACGAGCUGGCGAGACACACUCAGGGUCCCGUGUACGCGGGCGACGUCAGCUCCUCUGUGCGGCUGAUGGAGCAGCUGGUGGAUAUACUGGACGCUCAGCUGCAGGAGCUCAAGCCCAGCGAUAAAGACACGGCCGGACGCAGCUUCAACAAGGCCAUUGUGGACACAGUUGACAACCUCCUGAGGCCAGAAGCCCUUAAAUCCUGGGAGGACAUGAAUUCCACGGAGCAAACACAUGCCGCCACUAUGUUACUGGAUACCCUGGAGGAAGGAGCCUUUGUCCUUGCAGACAACCUGAUUGAGCCCGCAGUCGUCAGAGUGCCUGCCGAGAACAUCAUGUUGGACGUGUACGUGUUGAGCACCGACGGCCAAAUUCAGGACUUCAGGUUCCCACAGACCAGCAAAAGAGGAGCCACGAUCCAGCUCUCAGCAAACAUGGUCAAACUAAACAGUAAAAACGGUGUUGCCAAGUUGGUUUUUGUCCUUUAUAAGCACUUGGGGCAUUUUCUUAGCACGGAGAACGCCACGGUGAGGCUGAUGGGAGAGGACGGAGUCAGAAACCACAGCCUGACUGUCAACUCACACAUCCUCUCCGCCUCCAUCAACAAAGAAUCCAGCCGCGUGUUUGUGUCCGAACCACUCGUCUUCACUCUGGCGCAUUUGGAUACUGAGAACUACUUCAAUCCAAACUGCUCGUUUUGGAACUAUUCUGAGACGAGCAUGAUGGGAUACUGGUCGACACAAGGCUGCAAACUCCUCGCCACUAACAAGACUCACACCACGUGCUCCUGCAGUCACCUGACGAACUUUGCAAUCCUGAUGGCUCAUCGAGAUGCACGUGCGGGUGUGGGAGGCGUUCACGAGCUCCUGCUGACAGUUAUCACACGACUGGGCAUCGCCGUUUCACUUGUCUGCCUAGCCAUUAGCAUCUUCACCUUCUGCUUCUUCCGCGGCCUCCAGAGUGAUCGCAACACCAUCCACAAGAACCUCUGCAUCAACCUCUUCAUCGCAGAGCUUCUGUUUCUUGUGGGCAUCAACAUGACCGAACCUCCGAUUGCGUGCUCUGUGAUUGCUGGAGUUCUGCAUUUCUUCUUCCUUGCCACAUUUGCCUGGAUGUGUUUGGAGGCGGUUCAGUUGUUCCUCAUGCUUGUGGAGGUCUUUGAGAGUGAAUUCUCCAGACGAAAAUACUAUUACGCAUCUGGCUACCUGUUCCCUUGUGUGGUGGUUGGCAUUUCGGCAGCCAUCGACUAUAAGAGCUAUGGGACGAGGAAAGCCUGUUGGUUGAGGGUUGAUAAUCAUUUCAUUUGGAGUUUCAUUGGCCCUGUUACGUUCGUCAUAAUGCUCAAUCUAAUCUUUCUGGUGGUGACUAUGUACAAGAUGGUAAAACACUCAAUGUCUAUGAAACCUGAUUCCAGCCGACUGGAGAGCAUACGGUCCUGGGUGUUUGGUGCGUUCGCACUGCUGUGUCUGGUUUGUCUGACGUGGUCCUUCGGUCUGUUUUUCCUGAACGACUCUUCAGUAAUCAUGGCGUACCUCUUCACCAUCUUCAACACUUUACAAGGGAUGUUCAUCUUCAUCUUCCACUGUCUUCUGCAGAAGAAGGUGCGUAAAGAGUACAGCAAGUGUUUGCGUCGGUCUCAGUGCUGUACCGCUCUUCCCUCUGAAGGACCUCACGCCGUCACCAAACCCUCGGCCUCCAGGGUCACCGCUCGAUAUUCAUCUGCUACACAGAGCCGCAUCAGGAGCAUGUGGAACGACACUGUGAGGAAACAAUCAGAGUCAUCCUUCAUCUCCGGAGAUAUCAACAGCACUUCCACUCUGAACCAAGGAAUGAGUGGCAACUAUCUGCUAACUAACCCUCUCCUCAGGCCUCACGACACUAACAACCGCUAUAACAACCUUCUCGCCGAAACCAUCGUCUGCAACACCCCUUCUCCUCCAGCUUUCCGCUCUCCAGGCCAGAACUCACUAACCCACAGCCGUGAUAUCAGCACCAUGGACACGCUCCCUCUCAACGACAACUUCAACAACAGCUACUCACAGCAAGAGGACGACUACGAAGACCCCGCGUUGUGCUGCCCGCCUGCUGACGCUCUGCGUCUGGAUGACCCUGACUUUGAGAAGAUGAUCAUCUCUGAGCUGGUUCACAACAACCUGAGGCCUCGCCGGCCACAGCAAAGUCAGUCCAGCUCAAAAAGCCAACCAGCGUCCGACAGCAGCCACCGGGAUCUGCAGGAGACCUUGAACGAAGGUGUCGGGAAUAGAAACCGGAGUGAAGAUGCUGCCACCGUUUCCGACACCUCCGCUUUGCCGCCUUCUUCCAGCCACCCGGCGCUGGAGCUGCUUCUCCUCCACCCCAACGACCGGGAGGCCCUCGAGGCCCCGCUUUUGCCCCAACGAACUCACUCACUCCUUUACAGUGCUCAGAAGGCCAGCAAAAAGGUAGAAGAAGAUAAGGAAAGCGCAAAAGAGUUGGACGACGCACCCUCGCCGAAUAACAGGGACUCGUUGUACACAAGCAUGCCCAAUCUCAGAGACUCUCAGUCCUCUGAAUCUCCUGACCUUGUCAGUGGACAGGAGGAUGGUUCUCCUUGCUCAUCCGCCCAAAGUGAAACUGAGGAACAGUGCUACAAGAGUUUGCCCGACCUGGGAGACGGGACUCAACCACUUUCCUACUAUCAGAUCAGCCGCCGAGGCACUAGCGAGGGGUGCAUUGACCCCGGGAUUCCCGAAGGCAAAGCCUCUAGCGAUGGACAGAUGCAGCUAAUCACCAGCCUCUGAGCCAAGAAUGUACUCUUUCCUCCGUUUUCUUCUUUUGCUUCUCCCAUCCGCAGACGACAGCAAGUCAACCGCACAAUGAAUUGUUUUUCUAGUAACAGAACUCUGGUCAAACUCUUCUGUCGUACUGAUCAAACUGCUCGAAGUGAGCAGAAAGUGUCAAGACUGGCAUCAUCUACGUCUGCCAAAAGCUUUGUACAGUAUAUAUAAAUAAAUAAACAUGCCAAUGUCUGAUUUUUUUGUAGGACUUUGAAAACUCUCCCAGCCAGUUCGCAGGUGAAUCUUCCCUUCUUGGAAAGACUGUGAUACAGGAAAUGAAACGAAUGAAUUAAAAUCCCAGACUCAGGCCUUAUAUUUUCUCUAUUGCACAAAUAACUGUUGUACGAAUGACAACUGAAGAAAAUCUAUUUUGCAGUACCAGCUGUAAAGAAAGCCAGUUCAAACCCGUAAUCACCACAUCUCCACUUGUGAAUGUGUUCAGCAAUGGAUUUUGCCAUGGAAGUUGUAUUUUGCCGACGUAAAUGUACAAAAAAGGAGCUUCCUUAUUUUUUUAGCUUAACGGAAGUUGUGUCUUGCACAAAUUUGGAGUGAGUUGGACUUGUAUGUAAUUUGUUUUACUUAAAAAAAUGUUUAAAAAAAUGCUUUGACUUUGUCAGGGAUCAAUAACAUUCAUACGUGUCAACAUGAUGUCCUUAAGAACAUAUCUCAGUAUUUGGCACUAAAUAAUUUAUUAUAUGAAGUAUGAAAUGAAAAGGGUUGGAACGAAAGUGGAUGUGAUAUAACACUGUUGAUAUUCACUUCAGUCUUUUUUAAGACCCCAUUGUCAUUGCAGAUGUACAUUCAACUCUUUGUAUGGAAUAAAUGUGAUGAUUUUUUCUUGUUUGCAGAUAUAUCAUUCUCAUUCAGUGAAGCAUCAAACUAGCCUAACCAUUUUACUAGAUGUCAAAAUAACCUAAGAUCUCUUCAUAACUUGCCUGAUGAAUUAUUUGCAAUAUAAAUAAAUUGUUGAUAGUUA